GUAGUGGGGGAGUGCGAAUCCCCCGCAAAGUAUGACAACGAAUCUAAAGAAUGGAAGAUGCGAUUGUGUUAGCUGAAGAAUACGCUCACAACCUUGACCUCAAAAGGCUCUCUCGUAACCAUGUCGACAGCUCAAGUGGACGCUCUCAUCGUAGGAGCUGGCUUUAGCGGCUUGACGUGCGCUUUAAAUCUAGCAAGAGCAGGUAAGCGGGUCAUUUGUAUUGAAGCCCGACCUAGACUUGGUGGAAGAGCAUUUACGCAUACGUUCAAUGAAUCGACGGGCUUGACAAACACCGAAAGAACGGUGAAAGAAGGAGAAUCAGGAAGGACAUACUCGGUCGAUUUUGGUUGCAGUUACAUUCAUGGCUACAAUGAAGGCAAUCCGGUAAAAGAUCUUGUGAAAAAGUACAACAUUCGUGCUCAUAUUCCCAAACCUACUCCUGUGCAAAUCAUCGGUCCGGACGGUAAUGUGCUCAGCUCGGAUCUAAGUGAAAAGAUUCAAGCCAACCUCGCAGCAGCCCAGAAACAUGCAAAAGAGAAAGGCAAGGCUUUACGUGAUGCAACAAACCAAUCUUCCAACUUGGCAGAUCAUAAUCAACUCGGACAAAAGACUUUGAGCAGCGUUUUGUUGGAAGAUUCAAAGUCUCCUCUCUAUGGAGAUCUCAAAGAUGAACAUGAACGUGCACUGGCAACGGGGCUGGCACGUUCUAUGCAUAUUCCUCUUGGUACGGAAAUUGAGAAUAUCUCCUUGGAAUACUUUGAUAGUCAACAAGCUUUUGCCGGUACAGAUGCGAUGCCAGAAGGUGGUUUCUCGAAAUUGAUUCAAUGCUUAGCAGACGAUUUCACAAACUUAGGUGGGAAGAUUCACACGAAUGAAGAAGUCAAAAAGAUCACUCGAUCCGGAUCAGCUUCUCCCUCUGUUCAAAUUGUCACCCGCCUUGCCGCUCAAGAUGGUCGGGAAGAGACCUACAAUGCCAGAACUGCGAUUGUCACACUCCCUUUAGCCGUUCUCAAGUCAAAGCAAAAGGCCUUGUUUGAGCCAGCUCUUGAGCAAGAACGUCAAGAAGUCAUCAAUCGGGUCAAUGUGGGAAAUCUUAACAAAGUUUUACUACAUUACACGCAACCAUGGUGGCCAAAAGAUGUAGGAACAUUCUUUAUCUUACCGUCUAAAGAGGCAGAUAAUUCCAGUACAAAUCUAGCUGACAUUGUUCGAUCGACAACAUUGAUCGUAUCCUCUUUAUGCGCCCCAAACGGAUAUCCAGCUGACAUGACUUCCUCUUCAUUGCUAAUCAUGAUCGGUGGUGCUCAAGGCAAAAAGUUGGAACAAUUUGAUCGUUUGGACGUUGCAAAUGCGCUACAUGACCUUUUAUACGAAAGAAUGAUCGCAAAAGAACAUCAAUCCAACAAAGAAAAAGAUUCUUUACGACAUGCGUUUUAUUCACGUUGGCAUCGUCAACCGUUCACCGGAGGCGCAACUACCACUCCAAUCGUUUGUGGUAGCUCACCAAACGAUCUUUUCACAAUCGCUCGACCUGCUUGGGAUGGAUCUCUGUACUUCUCCGGAGAGCAUUGUGAGGUGAACAAUAGAGGUAGCAUCGCUGGAGCUGUGGUCUCCGCUCAAAAGACUUCUGAGAACGUCUUGCAAUUCUUGAACUCACCUAAACUAUAAAUGAUAUGUACAUAGCGAAUGUCACUCAUCCUUAUCAGCUUUGCAAAUGUGAAAAAAAAUAUAUCAUAAUGAGGGAAAGAAUCAAC
Messenger RNA from Meira miltonrushii, 1754 nucleotides. Its product is annotated as FAD/NAD(P)-binding domain-containing protein. The transcript has a single exon. The annotation marks the transcript as partial. Gene Ontology annotation, molecular function: oxidoreductase activity. NCBI's taxonomy places the organism in Eukaryota, Fungi, Basidiomycota, Exobasidiomycetes, Exobasidiales, Brachybasidiaceae. The record is from RefSeq and is a predicted model, not a curated record.